Messenger RNA from Mycena indigotica, 1044 nucleotides. RefSeq lists its product as uncharacterized. The coding region runs from base 1 to 1044 and encodes 347 amino acids. The record is from RefSeq and is a predicted model, not a curated record. The transcript is spliced from 5 exons. Lineage: Eukaryota; Fungi; Basidiomycota; Agaricomycetes; Agaricales; Mycenaceae.
AUGGCGGACACUUCCCCAGUGAAGCCCGACGAUCCAGAGCAUGCUACGGAGACGCAACCGCUCCUUCCCCGGACAGACUCAGAGCCACCGAAGGGUCCUGAACCCCGUAGCUUGUGGCAGACUGUUGCUUACAUUCUUUUGGCUAUUUUCAGCGCCGUUGUCUUAUCUUUUGCUGUCAAAGCAUUCAUCGACGCAGACGAUAUAGACUUUGAUUGGAGGAAGGCCUUCAAGACCGCACUUGGAGGAGGGUUGAGUGGUGCUGCGGCCAUGGUUAUCCAAGUUCUCACCCUCAUGCCGCUACGAACGGUCAUGAACUAUCAGUACCGUUAUGGUACUUCCAUGUCGCAGGCCAUCUCAACGUUAUACGCCGACGGAGGCUGGACACGAUACUACCAGGGACUUUCUGCGGCCCUGAUCCAAGGCCCGGCAUCCCGCUUCUUCGACACCGCUGCUAACGCUGGCAUUCUCGCCUUGCUCGACUCAAACACCGUCAUGAAGACGCUACCAUCUCUAAUCAAGACUAUCUUCGCCUCUCUCACCGCUGCGGCACUUAGAAUGCUCCUCACACCAAUAGACACCGUCAAAACCACACUGCAAACACAAGGAAAGCCUGGUAUGCGAAUUCUGCGCGAGAGGGUUAAACGAUAUGGUCUUGUCUCACUGUUCUAUGGCGCCUUUGCCACCGCUGCUGCAACUUUUGCCGGUCACUAUCCAUGGUUCGGCACGCUCAACUUCCUUGAGGCAAAUCUGCCUGCCGCCCACACGGUCCUCCAAAAGCUGCUUCGACGCGCGUUUAUUGGGUUCUGCGCCUCCGUGACAUCCGAUACCGUCUCCAACUCGCUUCGCGUCGUGAAAACGUACCGCCAGGUCAACGAAACCCGCAUCGGGUAUAUCGAUGCUGCGAAGGCGGUUAUUGCGGUUGAUGGGCUGAUUGGACUGUUUGGUCGUGGACUCAAGACUCGAAUUCUAGCAAAUGGGUUGCAAGGAUUGAUGUUUACCGUGCUUUGGAAAUGGUUCGAGGAUAUGUGGAAAGAGAAGACAUAA